Molecule: messenger RNA, 2178 nt
Organism: Pezoporus occidentalis (night parrot)
Lineage: Eukaryota; Metazoa; Chordata; Aves; Psittaciformes; Psittacidae
Gene: HIGD1A
Product: HIG1 hypoxia inducible domain family member 1A
Exons: 4
Coding region: 802-1089 (95 amino acids)
Biological process (GO): negative regulation of apoptotic process; mitochondrial respirasome assembly
Cellular component (GO): mitochondrion
Source: RefSeq, a predicted model, not a curated record
GGGGGGUUGUGUGUGUGCCCUCUCAAGUUUCCUUCUCCGAAUGAGUCAGGCUAAAAUAUAACUUCCAUUUAGCAAAUAAGGGUAGCGGUAGGAGGCACAGAAAGGCCAAAUCCUUUGGCCUGCAGAGGCUUGCGUGUUUAGUUUAAAACCCAGGCAGUCUGAAAUGGCUGCUAACCGGGGAAUACAGCCACAUUUGAAGUGCAUCUUUCGCAUGUUAAUUUAAGCCCGUGCUUAAGUUAAAUUCCUGAUGGCUUAUUUCAAGAGCUUGGAGUACAUUCAUGUGCCCCCAAGCUGUACGUGGCUGCUGAGCCUCUUUAUGGCCAAACAGGAACAAUACAGGUAGAGGUUUUUCUAGUAGAGAGCUUUGUGAUGUUGUUGAACUAAUUGUGCUGGCAUAAACAGUCACCGAUUGAAGAAUUAUGCUUGUGCCAAGUACUGAAGAAAGAACAGGUUCUCAGUGCAGCUGCAAUGGGGACAGGACAAGAAGCUGGCAGGUUUUGGUGGAUGGUCUCUCUGGUUUGGUGAUGAUGGCUCUGUGAGUACAGCCCUCCUCAUGGCCAUUGCUGCUUUUUCUUUAACUAGGGGGCAUGUGAGAAAUCACCUGUGCUGCAGCGGAAACUCUGAUCAUCCUCCUGAUGUGCCCCCACAUGAGUCUGUGUCAAUCAAGGGCUUCACAACUUGCUUUGGCUCUUCCACAGCUGCCAUUUUACAUUCUUGCAUUCUCCAGUAGGCGUUUGAAACCUUGCUGAAGUGUUGGAUGAGGUGGUAAGAGGUGUAGUGACCAAAAAGCUGCCGGCCACUAUGUCAUCUGGCCAGGAAUCCGUUUUCCCUGAAUAUGAGACUGAAACCAGUCAGACGUCAAAGCUGUUAAGAAAAUUUAAAGAGACGCCAUUUGUACCAAUUGGAAUGGCUGGCUUUGCCAUGUUGGUUGGGUAUGGGCUGUACAAAUUGAAGCACAGAGGUGACAUGAAAAUAUCGCUUCACCUGAUUCACAUGCGGGUGGCAGCCCAGGGCUUCGUCGUGGGAGCGCUCACGUGUGGUGUGCUGUAUUCGAUGUUUCAGGAGCAUGUGCUGAAGCCCAAAGAGUAGCAUAAAGCUCAUUGAAAUCUCUGUCCUGGUGGUUGCCUGUGUACUGCAGCUACAAACCUCCUAUCAAGGGGUUCUUGAGGAAGAGCAAAAAACACGAUAUUAGAGAAUUGCCCUGUAUAUAUUUGGUGUACAGAACACUGUCUUGGAGCUGGCAGCCUAAAUGAUUGUGCACUGGGGUAGCGGGUGUCAGGGUCUGCUUUGAUUGACAUUAGCAUAUCCCAGUUUUUAGGGGAUAUAGUAGAGUACAAUGCCUUUAUCUUCUCCUCAACUAUCAAUACUUCCCUAAAAUUGGUGGCUUCUUUUCCUGCCGUUGCCCAAAACCACAGUCUGAACUAGCUUCUAUGAGGCAUUGGGCAGCAUGUGGAGGCGAGGCCUGUAAGUGUCGUGAAUGCUUUGCUGUCAUUUUCUAUCUUGUGUAUUUGUCAGCCUCCAACUUUGUAAUUUAGAAGCUUCUAGUAGCACUAAAUGGUUUCUAAAAUAUUGAGAGAGAUAUGAACAUCUAUUUUAUUUUUUUUUAUUUAAGGCAUAAGUACUUGGUAUGUUGCAGCUAUUUAAAUGUUAUAUUUAUUCAUUUUAAUGAGGACACAGGCUCCCUAUUUUUACUAUAGAUUUUCAGACUCUUGAAUUGCUAUAUUUUGUAACUUUAUUUACAGUGUUCUUCUGAAUAACAUUUAACUGUAACAUUUAAAAUAGAUAUUGUGGAAAUUAAACCUUUAUUUGGUGUUCUAAUGCUUUCAGCUGAAGUAUAUGAUCUAGCUCUGAUUUCUGUGGUAUCAUUAAAUUUUUAACCAUUUAAAUCUGAAAAGGCCCCAUAAUCUUUGAGGUGUUAAAACCCUUCUCUGUCAGUUGCUACUGUUAUUUUACACUUGGACCCCUUGUAUCUGCAACAGCAGUCACAAAAAAUAAAUAUGUUGAAAAAUCCAAUUUGUAAAAACCUCAUUUUCUCCUCUUAGCUUACAUUCCAUGGUGCCAGUAUGAUGUCUGUGUAGCAAAUACCACAAGGUCUGUUCUGCACCUCUGUCUGUGACAUAUUGUACACCCCAGUGGGAGAUAAAACGUGAAUAAAUAUAUGAGCGCUAGAGGUAACAA